Molecule: messenger RNA, 576 nt
Organism: Sclerotinia borealis F-4128
Lineage: Eukaryota; Fungi; Ascomycota; Leotiomycetes; Helotiales; Sclerotiniaceae
Source: the annotation of a GenBank genome assembly
AUGGAUUUCGCACCCUACCAAGCCUCUCCAGAAGAAACUCGCGCUCUCUCCCCUCCACCCCGCACCUCCACCUCUUCACCACGCCAGAGCAUCUCACCCAUUCGUCGAUCCUUUAGUCCCGGCGUCCGCAGUCCAGCGUUCCUACAGAGUACUAGUAAUGCAGCUGCGAAGAAUGGGAAUUUUGCUCCGAAUCAGGUGACGAAUCCGUGGGCGCAGAGGGAUGCUUAUUUUCCGGUGGUGAGUAAUCGGGAUGGGUAUCAGGAUGUGGAGAGUGGAGGGGGUGGAGAGGGGAGGACGGGUGAAAGUGGGGGUGCGGGUGCGGGUGUGGGCGUGAAUGUGGGGUAUGGAGCGGGAAAUAGAGAUGGCUUGCAUGAGUUUGAGACGAGUCUUCCGCUGAGAUUGGAUUAUGAGGCUUGUUUGGCUUAUUUGCUGUUACCGCCAGCUGGAGGUGUACUUCUUUUGGUUUUGGAGAGGAAGAGUGAUUAUGUGAGGUUAGUUAUGAAAGGAGAAGGAGACUAUUUGAGGAGAGGUUACACGCGAGAACGUAAAGUGGAGGAUUGUAUGAGACAAUGCUGA